AUGCGCAUGCGCUCGUGCCUCGAACCCGCGCGCCGCACUUUCCACGGAUUGCUUCUGUUCCAGUUUAUAUUCGCAUUCGAGGGGAAGCUUAUCCGUCGUCCCGCGCAGCUGACCGCGCCUUCCAAUUGGAAGUCGCCGGAGGCCGGCCUUCCCAGGAAGCGCUCGCUGCGCAUGCGCAGUGGCGCGCAGUCUUUCGGAAGUGACGAGAGGUUGUGUGCUUUCCCCCCCUCUCCUCCCGCCGAGACCGGAAGUUCCUCGCGCCUGAGUAGCCUGAGGAGAAGCUGCGGUGAGUAUGGGGAGCACGCGGGUGUCGUGGGCCCCGUGGAGCGGUUGCGCCUCUUAUGAGGGAGGCAGUGGCACCUUCUUCGUAAAUGUUCGUAGGAGGCGCUUUUCUCGGCUUUAUUUCACUGCUGCUGUUCUUUCCCCCUGUGCGUAUACCACGCUUUUCUGCUCCGUGUUAGCUAGCCAGGGUUAACAACUGUUUCCUCCUCAGGAGAGGGUUUAUUAUAGUUGUAUAUUAUUAUUAUUAUUAUUAUUAUUAUUAUUAUUAUUAAAUUUGUAUACCUCCCUUCAUAGAAUCGUAGAGUUGGAAAGGGGACUCCGAGGGUCAUCUAGCCCAGCCCCUCGCAAUGCAGGAAUCUCAGCUAGAUCAUACAUGGCAGAUGCUUAAAAACCUCCAGAAAAGCAGAGUUCACCACUUUCCGAGGAAGCCUGUUUUACUGUCAGACAGAAAUCUUAAUGUCAGAAGGUUCUUCCUGAUGUUGAGUCGGAAUCUCCUUUCUUGCAACUUGAAGCCAUUGGUUUCUGCGCUUUUCAGUCGGGGAAAUACAGUGGUACCUUGGUUUAUGAACUUCAUCCGUUCUGGAAGUCUGUUCUUAAACUGAAACUGUUCUUAAACCGAGGCGCGCUUUCCCAAAUCAGGCCUCCUGCCACCGGUGCCCUUCCACCAUUCAGAUUCUGUUCUUAGACCGAGGCAAAGUUCUCAAACCAAGACAAUAUUUCCGGUUUUAUGAAGUUUGUAAACCAAAUCGUUCUUAAACUGGACUGUUCUUAAACCGAGGUACCACUGUAUUUCAUUUCAAAACAUACAUGUAUGUUUUGUACUCUGUUGUACCCAGUGUGCAGUCGCUGCAACUGCAGCUAAAAUUGUCUGAGCAGUUUUUAAGUAAAGAUCAUAAGGUAUAAAAUAGAAUAUAAAACAUAACAUUUAAAUGAAAUCAAGAGCAAAAGAAAUCCAGUGGCAGAAUAUGGAAACACUGCAAAUGAUCUAAAACAUACUUUUUUUAAUAAAAAGCAAGAAAGAUGGAAGCUUUUCAAAAAUAAAAAAGGUAAUCAUCUGGUGCUGGAAAGAUUUCAGUGUUGGCACCAGACAAGCCAUUCUGGCAAGAGCAUUCUGCUCCUGGGAUGCCACCACUGUAAAGAUCCUCCCUCUGGUAGCCAUCUGUCCAGCCUUAUUUGCCAGGGGCUCCUAGACUAAAGUAUCUGAAGAAGAUCUUAGGGUCUUUUUCCUCAAGUCUGACCUGGAUUUACAUGUUGUGUUGAUAAUGCCCAUGGCACCUGCUUGUCCUGUUUAUCUUGGAUGUUAAUGGGAUCCCUGGAACUGUGAAGUUGUCCACUGCUACUACCUGCCUUCUAAAUCCUUGCAUGCUGUGGUUGAUUAAUAUAGUCAGGGAGGAAUGUCUCGUGAAUGGAGCAGAUUAUAAUGAGUUCUCCUUUCAAAGAAUGGCAAUAUGCCAGCUGCCCUGGAAAAAGCUGUUGUAAGAAACCCUCCUUAGUCACUGCUAUUCAGUAUAAUUGUAUGUAUCAAACAUUUCUAGGCAGAGUUCAUGUAUGUGCUGUUUUCUCAUAUCCAGUAAUUCCUGGAUGAUGCUGAUUAUCUUGAUUCUUCCCAGUUUGGCUUCUCACCUGGUUUUGGGAUUGAUUUUCCUCAUUGAUAACCUGUGUUGGGAACUGGGGUGGGGUGCAUUUCUGUUGGUUCUGCUGAACCUCACAGUGCCUUGCCUAUACUUCUUGACAUUCUGAGAAAACAUAUUUUGCACUGGUUCCAGUUGAACCUGGAGGGCAAAUAUCAGAAGAUAGUGUCCAGGAAUGACUGUUAUGCUCCGUCAUUGGCUUGUUUCCUAUGUUGUUUCACCUCUACAUGAAACCUGUGGGUAAGAUACUCGAAAUCUCCAGAAAAGAGUAUCAACAGUAUGCUGAUAAUAUUGCACUCAGCUAUCUUUUGCAUCAGAUUCCAGGAAGGCAGUGGAAGUCCUGAACUGGUGCCUGAAAACAGUGAUGAAUAGGUUGUGUACAAACAGACUGUCACUAGAUCCAGACAAGGCAGAAGUACUUUGAGCCACUAAAAAAAGCUGAUGAGGUUAGAGGUACAUACCUCCUGUUUUGGAUGGGAUUCCACCAGCUAUAGCUGGUGCUCCAGUUGCACCUUUUUCUGGGGAAGAUAGAGCAGGCCACUAGAUUCACAAAAGCCGUGAUCCUAUCCAGAUCAGACUACAUUUAAUGGAACUUGAAAAGUGAGGAAGAAGGUUGCAUAGGUCUCACUGUUUGUCCAGAUUGUGCCAUAUGCUUCUUUUGGUGUAUAACUUUCUUCCUUUGCUUAGGGGUAGCCAACACCAUGUCAUGCAGAUGCUGUUGGACUCCCAUGAACUGCAACCAGCAUGACCACUAGCUGGGAAUGAUGGGAGUUGGAGUUCAACAACGUCUGGAAGGCACUAUGUUUGCUACUCCUACUUUACUAAUCUGUAAGUCUUGUGAAACUACUGUAAUGCUUGGUGCUGUCUUGCUCCUUAAUAAAAACUGUCAGUAAUUUCAGAGUGAUGCAUUGUGAUAGAAUUGCUUUAUGGAUGUAACCUUUCUUUCUUUCUUUUUUUAGUAGUUCAAGUUUGGCUUUUUUAA
Podarcis lilfordi (Lilford's wall lizard) is the source of this 2895-nucleotide messenger RNA. NCBI's taxonomy places the organism in Eukaryota, Metazoa, Chordata, Lepidosauria, Squamata, Lacertidae. The record is from the annotation of a GenBank genome assembly.